GAGUAGCUUUCUAAGGGCAUAUGUUAGCCUCAAGUUUUAGUGAAGAGUGAGGGACUAAACACAGUCCGACCCUACCUGAAAACAACCUGAGGAAAAGCUGUUGACAGGGUCCCGAUGGGCAAUAGUAAAUCUAUAGCUAAUGGCCUGGCAGCAAUUCCAGCUACAGAGAUCUAUGUGUGGUACAGAAAAUUUAUGAUGGAAUAUCCAUCCGGUCUGCAAACACUGCAUGAAUUUAAGACACUUUUGGGUCUGCAAGGUCUGACUCAAAAGGCCAACCAACAUGUUGAUCAAGUCUAUAAUACCUUUGACAUGAAUAAGGAUGGAUUUAUUGACUUUUUAGAGUUUAUUGCUGCAGUUAAUCUAGUUGUAAGAGGAAAAAUGGAGCAAAAAUUAAAGUGGUAUUUUAAGCUAUAUGAUGCUGACGGAAAUGGUUCUAUUGACAAAAAGGAACUACUGAACAUGUUCACGACCAUACAAGCCCUCAAUGGCCAGCAAACUCUGAGUCCUGAAGAAUUCACCAGCUUGGUGUUUCAUAAGAUUGAUAUAAACCACGAUGGAGAAUUGACUUUAGAAGAAUUUAUCAAUGGCACAGAAAAAGAUCAGGAUCUUCUGGAGAUUGUUUCCAAGAGCUUCGACUUUUCCAGUGUCCUGGAAGUUAUCUGUAAUGGGAAGCAGCCAGACACAGGAGGAAGCUUCCUUCAAACCAUCUGACAAGGCUCGUCUACAGAAGAUGACACUGAAGUGGCUUUGAGAAGGGCUUUCCCAGAUUUCAGUUAAGAAGAAAUGAAAUUUCCCCCAGGUACAUGUUAUUGACUUCAGGUUUUUAUUAUAAUUGGUGUCAGUUUAUGAACAUAUCACUUAUCUUAAGUCCCACAGAGCCUUCCAUAAAAAUCAUAGAGCACUGUUGGUUUUCUGUUUAUACAUUAGUAUUCUCUGAGCAGAUCAGAAUAUGACGAUUAAACUGAAGAAUUGUCUCCAUAUCUGUCAGUUCAAAAUAGAGCUCACCUGUAUGCUUCCUCACAUACCCAAAUUAAUCUCGUCUUGAAAUAGAACUAGAUGAUCUGGGCGGUGUCUCCACAGGUUAGCAUACUUCUUAGACUAACCAUGUAUUCCACAAAUGUGUUUACUGCCUCUUGGCUCUUGUUGCAUCCAUACAUCAUAAAUGACUGAACUCUGGUCUAUUGAGAAACUCUUUUUCUGCUCUUCUUUCCCACUCCUGACUCCAAAUGCUGUCUUGAAUCACUAAUAAUGUUCUGUUGCAAAGGCAAAAGUCUUAAGCUCUGUAGUAAAAGGAGAAAAUUUCAGGCUGGGCAAUGAGAAUGUUUCUGUCUGGCUUGUUAUAACUCUGGGUUCAGUUGUGCCUGAAAAUGCAAUGCAUCAUCUGUAAUUAUUAUGCCAGUUGGAGGUUUGAUCAGAACAGCAGACAGCGAGGCUAUGCAACAACAAGCACUUGACAUUUUAAACAGUCCUGACAUUAUAGCCCUGACAUUUCAUUUUUUAUAUAUCCUUUCCAAAAAAAUGAAAUGAUGAAUGAGAUUUCUUGAUGGUUAGAAUUUUUUAAGUUUGUGAUUCUAUAUCACAGGCCCACUAGUAUAUCUUUCAAUGCAAGGCUUUCUUAUGGAAACACAGUGGAGGUUGAAGAGAAGAUGUGAGCUGUCUUUAUGAAAAAAGCUUCCUAAUUAUGCUUUCAUAUUCAAAUUUGGGUCAAAAACAUACAAUUGAAACUAUAAAAACAGAGUUGGACUGUCCCUGCCUCCUUCAUAGUUAUAGAUGGAUAAAAUUUUAGAUGCAUCGAUGAGGCAUACAUGGCAGUAAAAUGAAGUGUAAAUGGAGGUUAAAAGUUGUAGAUGAAUGUAUAAAUCCAAAUAUAGAUGGUGGCAAUAUAGAUGGAGGAAGAAAUAUUCCAAGGGUUUCCACAAAAUUUUGAGGAGAUUCACAAAGAAGUACACAGUAUAAUGUAAAGUAUGUUAAAAUAAAAUGAUCAUAAAUAAAGUAAUACGAUAAAAAUCAUUGCAGUCAUAAUGACACAAAGUUCUAAUCAUUUGCCAAAAGUGGGCAACCCAUUGGACUCUGAGCUUCCUAGUAGUAGAAGUGAAAAGAAAAACAUCAUUACAGUCUUGUCACAGCCACAAUCCCAUUCUGGCAGUGACAGUUGAUUUCACUUGCCACUCCCCCGCUGCCCCCACAUUCCUCUGAGACCCUAGUGUUCUUUCUACAGAAAACUGGGUCCCAGCACCCCUUUCUAAGCUUCUGUGUUCAAAUAACCCCAAACUCUUCCCUUUGUUUCUCCAGCCUAGGCUGGUACCUGCUUCCUGCCAUUUCUGUGUUAUUUCAGUGUCCUCCUUUUCCUUUUCAGUCCUCCAAUGUCUUUUAAAUGAAUUCCUUAUAUUAAAUUUUCCCUGUUAAAAUAACUAGUUUUUGUUUCCCAGACUGGAACCUGACUAAUAAUACUGGGCACUGAGUGACUGAAGGGUCAACCCCAUUUAGAGUGAGGAAUCCACCCCCCACUUCCCUUCCAUAUACCGAGUACUUACUCUGGAACUUGCUGAGUGGGCUUGCUUAAUCCUAAUAGCCCAGUGAUGUGGCUGUUAUUUCCACAUUGUGUCUGGAAGCUGAGACACAAAGAAGUGAUUUUACUUUCCCAAAAUUAAUGCUUGGUAGUACCUCUCUACUACCCCCAUGGGCUGAAUCUAGCUAACAGGAAAAAAGCUGGCAAAGGAGCCAUGUGGUCAGUAGGACCCCAGUCCAGUUUCACCGUGAGGAAUAUGAAAAAAUGAGUUUGAAGCUGAGUUUGUAAAUAGUUUACUACUAGCACAAUUAGGAUAGGUGGGGUGAGUCAAGUAAACACCUUAAGGGCACCUCACCACCCAUAAAUCCCAUAUUAUGAGCAUCUAAGUCAUGCUUUACCCCAGUCCCCACCACCCACUUGAUGCUUUGAACCCUAUAGUUCUCAUCUGGCUUCCCCAGGCUCCAGUUACACUAUUGCCUCUUAUCUGGAUCCUCCUCCACCUCAUGACCCCUUUGGGAUCAUGACUGCUUUGUCUAGUUUACCUAGGCUUGGUUUUAGGUUUUUGUGGAUGUUGCCUCUUAGAUUUCUAAGGUCUGUUCCAUGUAUUGUACCCAACACCCACUCCAUGUCCACCUCCUCUCAAGGUGACCCUAGGUCUCACGGAUCCUUUCCUUUCUAAAGAAUAGCUUUGUCUUACCUGUAAGGAGGGCAGAAUGGCCCACAUAGCACAUCCUUGUCAACUUCUUGGAAAAAUUGGUCAUUGGGUACAAAGAAUGUAAAGAUACUAGUUAUUUGUCAUAUGAAGACAGAUCAUAAAAUAUUAUCUACUUCAUAGUUUUGCUGAGGGUGGUAUUAAGAGAUGAGCCUGAAAUUUAGGUACAAAAGCAUUUAGAUUAAUUAGGUACAAAAUCAAUUAGGUACAAAAGCACUUAGAUUAGGUAAGGUAGAAAAAACAGAGGCUGGAAAAACAGACCCACAUUCUUUCUUUCAAGUCUCCAGCUCUUAAAGUCCUAUCUCCCUGAAGUCGAGUUUCUUCUCCAUGCUUUCCUCUGCCACUUAGCAUCAUGAGCCAAGCCCAAGGAAACAGUCCUAGUCUAUGUAUGAAAUCAUAUUACUUUAAUAAACAGGGUAUUUAUUUAAGUAAAUUUCUUCUUAUUUUAGAUGAUUAGUUUUAAGCAGGGUCUACUUCCCAGUGAUUUUUCUUAAAAAUUGC
Phyllostomus discolor (pale spear-nosed bat) is the source of this 3722-nucleotide messenger RNA. RefSeq names its product guanylate cyclase activator 1C (gene GUCA1C). The record is from RefSeq and is a predicted model, not a curated record. The coding region runs from base 115 to 711 and encodes 198 amino acids. The transcript is spliced from 4 exons. Gene Ontology annotation, molecular function: calcium sensitive guanylate cyclase activator activity; calcium ion binding. NCBI's taxonomy places the organism in Eukaryota, Metazoa, Chordata, Mammalia, Chiroptera, Phyllostomidae.